Messenger RNA from Aureobasidium namibiae CBS 147.97, 1524 nucleotides. RefSeq names its product DUF155-domain-containing protein. The record is from RefSeq and is a predicted model, not a curated record. The coding region runs from base 1 to 1524 and encodes 507 amino acids. The transcript is spliced from 3 exons. Lineage: Eukaryota; Fungi; Ascomycota; Dothideomycetes; Dothideales; Saccotheciaceae.
AUGGCGACACAAUCCGAGUCGACUCCGCUCUUGCCUAACAAGCCCGCUCGUCCUGCUCGCAGCGUCACUUUCAAUCCUACCAUUGCGACGAGCAGUCCACCGACCCGAAGACCUAUGUUUCCUUCGGCCUCUGCACAUUCAACAGGCUCCGUCACAACGCUAAAUACACCACCGAGAGAUGGCACCCAGCCCAUGCUCUCGGCUCUCAACAGCAAACUCCGCAGAAGAAAUAGUCAGGGCGCUCCACUGUCGAUAGGUCCCUCUGUUCCCGCUGCAAAGAUCGGUCCUCAACGCACAACAAGAACUGCCCAAAAACUAAAACUCCUACCAAACCCGGAACAUGGUGACGAUGGUCCCGACGAAGAGAGUGGUCGCGACGUUUACUCGCAGUUUACCAGAAUAAAGGAUCCCACUGCUCGUCGUGAUGCCGCAAGGUUAGGCAAGGACGAUAGAGACAAGCUGCCUCGUGUCACAGCAUACUGCACCGCCAGUUCAUACCGCAUGGAAGAUCUGUUGCGCUUCCUCAAGGGUCGCAAACUUAAGAAGGCUGCACCAAAGCAAUUCGACGAAUGCAUCUACACCCCGUAUCAAUACAACGCCAAGUCAGAACCGCAAAUCGAAGACGCAAAGGUCGUACAUUCUACUGCCCAACGUAGAUUUUCCGACAGUGCUAUUGAGGUCGAAAGUAAUGCUGAAAGAAGACGGGAAGAUUUGCUGGAUCUGCAGGAUGAGAGAGGAGAGUCGGCGAUACUGGACAAUCACGAGGCAUCGACGUCAAGUGAAGCUCUCCACAUGCCGCACAACGAAGGUCCCGACUUCGACACGACGGUCCACGUUCCCGAAGUCUUCUGCUUCGAGUACGGUGUUGUCGUGAUAUGGGGCAUGUCUGUCCAACACGAGCAGAAAUUCUUGAAGGAGCUGGCCAAGUUCGAGACCGAGAAGCUUUCAAAGGACGACAUACAACAAGAAAACUUCAACUUUUACUAUACCAAGGAGUACCAAGCUCGAAUCUACAACGACUUUAUCAGUUUGAGAGAGAAGAAGAACUACAUGACCAAGCUGGCCAUCAGUCAUGCUUUGGCACAAAGCACAAAGACAUCGUUGUAUGAGGACUUGGUAGACAACACGAUCGAUGUCAACAAAGAGAUUCCAGCACAAAUCGCGCUGACAGGUAAAGUCAAUCUGUCACGCAAGGAGAUCAACAUGCAGAUUGGAGAGCUAUUCAUCUUACGAAUAAACAUCCAUCUUCAAGGAUCAGUACUGGAUGCGCCGGAACUCAUGUGGGCAGAACCACAGCUUGAUCCGGUUUACCAGGCUGUGAGAAGUUACUUGGAGAUGGACCAGAGAGUAAGUCUCUUGACGGAACGACUAGACGUGAUUGCGGAUUUGUUGGCAGUGUUGAAGGAUCAACUGACACACUCGCAUGGUGAAUACUUGGAGUGGAUUGUGAUUGUGCUGAUCGCAGCCGAGAUCAUGGUUGCGGUCAUCAACAUUGUGGUGGAUUUGUACGCAGGCGUGGAUUGA